AUGGAUAAACAAAGAGAACCUAUGACAGAGGAGGAACUCCUUGAACUGUCAGAAAAACUUGAUGAACAGUGUAAAAAGCACGAUGAUCGGGAAGCAGAUCUUGAGGCACGGGAACGGCUUCUUAACGACCGAUUAAGCGACCUUUCAGAGCGGGACCAGACAAAUAUUGAAAAAGAAUCGAAAUUGCGCGACCUUGAGGCAGAAUUACGGAGAUUAGAAAUUUCCUUAGGAGAACGUGAACUGGAGUUAAAGUCACGUGACUUAAUAAACCGAGGUGAACCCAACGAGCUCAAGGCCGAGUUUGAACGUCGGUUACAGGAACUAAAAGAGCGUGAAUCGGAAUCUAGUCAACUUCUGGAGCAGGCUCAAAUUAUGCAAACGGAGCGAUUGAACAAACGCGAGGUUACGUUAGCUAAUCGGGAGCAUAAGUUGACGGAGAUCCAGGAAAACCUGGAUCUUCGUGAACGUGAUCUGCUUGAGCGAGAAAACGCGGUCGCUGCUCAAGAAAAAGAAUUGCGAAACGACUCCAAAUUUUUGCAAACUUGGGCUUCGGAGCUCACAAAAAUGAAAGCGUCCACCGUGACUAAAAUGCCCAGCGUUAUUCAAGAACUCAAGGACGAAAUGUCGCAAUUAAGAAGCAGCGGGUCGAAUGAACUCACUUGUAACGCGAACAUCACAAUCAAGGACGCGUUGUCCUACGUGCCUACCUUUGACGGUACUAGCGCCGCAGUUUCGGAUUUUAUAAGAUCAUGUAAUCGAGCCUGUUCCAUGCUGGCGCCGAGCGCCGAAUUUAUGUUUUUGACACUUGUACGGCAAAAAUUUAAAGGCGACGCUCGGAUCACUGUGGAAAAUAUGGAAUAG
This is a messenger RNA of Microplitis mediator, 861 nucleotides long. RefSeq lists its product as uncharacterized. NCBI's taxonomy places the organism in Eukaryota, Metazoa, Arthropoda, Insecta, Hymenoptera, Braconidae. The record is from RefSeq and is a predicted model, not a curated record. The transcript has a single exon. The coding region runs from base 1 to 861 and encodes 286 amino acids.